UGCACAGCAGUAGCGAGGCAAAGAGGCAGAGAAGAGAGGAAGAGAGGGAGAGGGGUAGAGGACAAAGCGAUAGGGAGAGGAGGGAGCCAUGAGUGGCACCACGUACACGUUGGUUUCCCUGCCCAACGAGCAGCAGCCUCCUGACCAGGUGUUCGGGAAGCUCACGGGUUCCGCCGUCAAGGCUUAUGCCGACAUCUUCAAGGUCGAGGUGCCUGCGCUUCAGGUCGGCACCCUGGAUUCUUUGAUGCACCUGUCGGACGACCUGGUGCGCAUCGACAUGCUCGUGGAGAACAUGGUCCGCAAGAUAGAGAAGCAGUACAUAGAGGUGGCCGGUGAGGCGUCGGAGACACUCAAGGUGGCCGGAGUGUCGCCGGGGCAGUACGUGCGGAUGUUCGAGUGGGACUACUCCAAGUUCGCCGUGCGUCAGAGGCUGCCCGCCCUCGUGGCGCUCAUCCAAGGGUCCGUGGGCAAGAUCGAGGAGGAGCACCGGAACCUGUCCAUGGUCUUCGCCGAAAAGAACCAGGCCAUGCAGGCGCUCAAGCGCAAGAAGGGCAACAACCUUGCCACGGUGGAGCUAUCGGAGGUGCUGUCGAGCGAGCAGCUGCGGGGGGUGAUGAUGGUGGACACGGAGAACCUGGUGACGCUCGCCGUGGCCAUGGGCAAGACCCAGGAGAAGGACUGGCUCGAGGGGUACGAGUCCAUCGGAAGCGAAAUUGCCUCUCUGGGCAGCCCGGACUGGUCCAACCCUAGCGUAGCUAACAGCCUCGGCACCCAAGACGGGCAGUUCGGCCCCGGGUUCUCCAGCAGGGGCGUCGUGAAAGGGUCUCCGGUUGUGCCCGGCUCCACCCAGAAGGUGUUGGAGGAGGGGGAGCAGGUCCUCUACACCGUUACCGUGCUCAGAGGGCAAUACCAGGCGGGGUUCCACGACGGGGAGCAGUUCCAGGCGGGCAUGUCGACGGACUACGUGGCGGAGUUCAAGCGGAAGUGUAAGGAGAAGCGAUUCACGGCUCGCGAUUUCGUCUUUAACCCGGAGAGGUCUGGGGAAAACCAGCGCAUGGAGGAGCAGCUUAAGACGGAGGUACAGCAGUUGCACGCAGGCAUGAUCCGGUGGUGCCGCGCCCACUUCGGGGAGGCGUUCUCGGCAUGGAUGCACGUCAAGCUCGUCAAGUCGUACGUAGAGAGCGUCAUGCGCUACGGGCUCCCGGUAGACUUCUCGGCCUUCGUACUCGCUACAAAGAAGGGACAGGAAGCCAAGGUGAAGGACGCGCUCAGCUCGCUCUACUCCCAUGUCUCCCAGCUCAGCUCCGGGCCCAUCACGGCCGGGGGCGGAGAGGACGACGGGGACAAGGACGAUGAAGACACCCCGUACGUAUCCGAUAAGUUCUCGAUCGUGGCGACCAAGUAGAAGAGUGGUAAGCAACAAGCAACUUAGGCGCCGGGGAGCAGUUGGGACGGCUGCUGUUCCCGCUGCUGCUUGCUGCUGCUUGCUGCUUGCUGUUGCUAGCUGGUGCUAGCUGCUUCUAGCUGCUGCUGCUCCCGUUGUUGCAGUGCCGUGCAGCAGCGUCGGUGCUGCAAGGUGUGCCGCGUUUUGCGGUACACGACAACAACAGGCUAACUCACGUUUGGCGUGCUGUGCUUUGCGGUACUGAGCAUGUGAUACCACCACCGUGAUUUGUCCCUGUUGCACGCCAUAGCGCGUGCAGUUCUGUCGGUGAUGUAGACGAUCCGCGGUAUAGGCACCGUGCGUAGGAUCGCCCGCUUGUUUGUGACUGCUAGGUUGAGAUAGCCGCGAGCCUUUUUCGGCGGGGGCGAGACGAGUGGUGUCGUGCUGGGUCGGGGGCUCCCUUGUACAAGUUUUGGGAUUUGAUGUGUGAUUUGGAGUUUAUUUUUCCUUUGGCUGGCCAGGAAAGCAGAAGGGGCGUAGAGGUAGUAUGCGCCCCACCUUACGAAGGCGACGGUAUUGUUGGAAGAGUGCUGCGUAGGUGUACUCGGUUGAGCAUAAAAGAGUCUUGCUUGCCGUAGACAAAACAGGGUGGGGAUUAUGAGGAGGGUGAGUAUGUUUUUGCCUCCCUUGUGACGAUUCGGUUUGGGUCGAGCGAAGGUGCUGCGUGGGCGAGGUGGAAACGAUUCUUGUGGUCGAUGGCCGAUUUGUCAGGCCAUUCAUACCGUUGACCACCCGUUCACGUUUCAUCUGGGACAGCUAUUUGUCAUUUCCCCCAACCCUGGUGAUCUUGACGAUGCGUUUUGAGGUACUGCUGCAUCUCGAGGAUAUGGGAGGCAGUCGCUGGGCGCGGAUGGACUGGGGUCGAGGCUGUUUCCUCCGUCUUGGUCGAAACUUGCAGAGCUGGGUGUGUGGGAUAGGAUCUAGCCGUAGGUUUGCUUCACGCGUGCGACUUUUUUCGUCUAUGUAUUUUUUUUUGUGUGUCAUGUCAACCACAGCCUCGUUGGUUCAGACGAAAUUAUUGAGGAGAGUCGGCUCCUCGGGCAUAUCCCGUACUUACAGUUUGUAGACGUGUCAUUUCGAGACGACUAAGAGAACCGGUCUAUGUAUUGUUCAGCAGCUGUGUUCCUCCUGCCACCGAGCAUCGCAUUGAAGGACCAAGCUACAGCAUUAGCUGCCAAUGAUGUGGCUACUUCGUGUUCUCAGUCAGUUCCAUGUACUUCAGCGGGAUCCUACGAAGUUCGGCUUAUCGAACAUCCUUCGAACCAGGACUGCGGCAAAGGCUGUUAUAACAUU
Messenger RNA from Ectocarpus sp. CCAP 1310/34, 2737 nucleotides. NCBI's taxonomy places the organism in Eukaryota, Phaeophyceae, Ectocarpales, Ectocarpaceae. The record is from the annotation of a GenBank genome assembly.